Molecule: messenger RNA, 1254 nt
Organism: Symbiodinium natans
Lineage: Eukaryota; Dinophyceae; Suessiales; Symbiodiniaceae
Source: the annotation of a GenBank genome assembly
AUGGACAAUGACAAGCUGCGUGUCUGUGUGCGCAGCCUCGCUGGGAACAACAUCUGCUGCCUAACCACCAGCCGGCAGGAAGCGAUUGAGGCACUGAAAGUCCGGGUGGCAGCCAUCUGCAGAAUUCCGGAAACUCAGCAGCGGCUACUGCACAACGGACGGGAGCUUCGUUGCUUGAAGGACUUGCCAUGCGAUCUGGAGUUGGACGUCACGCUUGUUCGGCGUCCUGCUGAGCAGGUUGAGUGGCUCGAGAAGGUGUCGACCUGCGAGGCGGACUUGUCGAAGGCGCCGGAGCUGAUCAGGGAAGACCGAGAGGUCCUCGUGACUGCCGUCCGUGUUGAUGACGAUGCUUUGCAGUGGGCAUCUCGCGAUUUGCGCGGAGAUAAAGUGGUGGUGCUGGAAGCAGUGCGCAGGUGUGGCUUUGCUCUUGCAUGCGCAGAUGAGUCGCUGCAGGCAGAUCGGGAAAUUGUGCUUGCUGCUGUUACUCGACAUGGACUCGCACUAGAAUUUGCUGCAGCAGCGCUACAAAAUGACCCAGAGGUAGUUCUGAUGGCCAUUGGGCAAGAUGGGAAUGCUUUCCAAUUUGCCAGCGUCGCCCUCCGCUGCGAUCGCGACUUUGUGUUGAAGUCAGCGCAACGGAAUGGAUAUGCACUGACGUACGCUAGUGCGGAGCUGCGGGGCGACCGCGACAUUGUUUUCGCUGCCAUUGAGAGAACGGGCUGGAUCUACGAAUGCGGGGCACAAGUGGCUCAGUUUGGGGGCUGGGCACUGCAAUGUGCUGACACGAAGCUGCAGGCAGACCGAAAUUUGGUCCUUUGUGCUGUCCGCCGCGACGGUGCUGCGUUAGCAUUCGCCAGCACGGCCCUUCGGCAGGACGAGGAGCUUGUCCUCGCCGCGGUGCACCAGAACGGUGAUGCUUUGGCUUUUGCAGCACCUUCGCUGCGUGCCAAGCGGGAGGUGGUGUUGGCAGCUGUGCAUGGCUCAGGGAUGGUGCUGGAACAUGCUGCCGUCGACUUAUGUGACGACGAAUCCAUAGUUGCACCAGCUGUGCGAAGACAUGGCGCUGCCCUUCGUUUUGCUUCAGCGCGACUUCGGGGCUGCCGCGAGGUCGUUUUGGCAGCUGUCCGCUCGGAUGAGAAUGCUUUGAGCUUCGCUUCCGAGGAGUUGCGCUCUGACAAGUUCGUUCGCCGUACAGCUCGGCGAUGUGCUCGAGUGGAGCGGUCCAGAUCCAGAAGCCUUCGCAGAGGAACGUAG